This is a messenger RNA of Lytechinus variegatus (green sea urchin), 1257 nucleotides long. RefSeq names its product protein Dr1-like (gene dr1). The coding region runs from base 111 to 770 and encodes 219 amino acids. Gene Ontology annotation, biological process: chromatin remodeling; negative regulation of transcription by RNA polymerase II; positive regulation of transcription by RNA polymerase II. NCBI's taxonomy places the organism in Eukaryota, Metazoa, Echinodermata, Echinoidea, Temnopleuroida, Toxopneustidae. The transcript is spliced from 4 exons. The record is from RefSeq and is a predicted model, not a curated record. Gene Ontology annotation, cellular component: negative cofactor 2 complex. Gene Ontology annotation, molecular function: TBP-class protein binding; core promoter sequence-specific DNA binding; protein heterodimerization activity.
GGCCUUUAAUUUGUCUCGCUCUCGUACGAUUGUUUCUGCAGCUUUAACUCGGGUUUCAGGACAAGCACGUUUUCAUAGCAAGGUGUCGUCAGCUUAGCAAGGUAGUAACGAUGGCAGAUUCACAAUCUUCUCAACUCCCAGAGGAUGAGCUAACUGUUCCUCGUGCCCCUCUUAACAAGAUGAUCAAGGAAUUACUACCCAAUGUCAGAGUUGCUAAUGAUGCAAGAGAACUCAUUUUAAAUUGCUGUACGGAGUUUAUUCAGUUGGUUUCAUCAGAAGCAAAUGAUAUUUGCAAUAAGCAGGCCAAGAAGACGAUAUCACCAGAACAUGCACUUCAAGCAUUGGACAGCCUUGGAUUUGGAGAUUACCUGCAAGAGUGCAAGUCAGUUCUAGAGGAAUGUAAGACGGUGGCAGCAAAGAAGAGGAAAGCAAGCACUCGUCUUGAGAAUCUUGGUAUACCUGAAGAAGAACUCCUUAGACAACAGCAGGAGCUCUUUGAAAAGGCAAGGCAAGAGCAAGCAGCAAUAGAACACCAAGAGUGGUUGCAGUUGCAGGCAGCACAGGCGGCUCAGGCUCAGCAACAAGGUCUCCAACAAGCUCUCCAACCAGGAAUGCAACCUGUUGCUGCAACAGGGGGCAACUUGCAAUCUUAUCAAGUUGCGGAGGGCAUACCCCAGCACGGAGCUGUGCCUUCUCUCAACCUUCCUAGCAGUGGGGCGGGGCAACUACCCACAGAGUCCGCCAGCAACCAACAGAUCCCGCCCUCAUGACGUUCCUGAUCUAGGAGGGGGCACUCAAUUCUGAUUUAAUCAGAGGAUUUUUAAUGCAGAGACAUAAAGUGUUGGAUCUGUGGAGAAGAAAUCUGGCACCUUCUCAACUGAUGAGGUUCCUUCCCCAUUCAUCAUGGUCUCCUGGGGUCGGUUUCAUUAAACACAAAUUUAUUAACAACAAGUUGUUAUGAUAAACAAGUUGCUAUAACAGUUUAAAGCUACUGAAAUUGUUUAAUCUUAUUGGCUAAUUGUAAACUUGUUAUAGAUGUUGUGCAUUUGUUGUUAUAACAAAUCUGUAUGACAUGGAACCCUGAAGUAGAUUGCUCAGAUGAAGGUAUUAAGGUAAUAUUGUUCUUAAUUCAGAGAUUCGAAUUGUACUUCAUAAUUGAUGGUAGAUUAUUUCUCCAAGUACCCACCUAAAAUCAUGUGGGAUAGAGUUGUGGAUCCAACCUCUUUAUUCUUACAGCAUAACCUUGAAGUCUUCAAA